This is a messenger RNA of Eruca vesicaria subsp. sativa (arugula), 969 nucleotides long. The record is from the annotation of a GenBank genome assembly. Lineage: Eukaryota; Viridiplantae; Streptophyta; Magnoliopsida; Brassicales; Brassicaceae.
AUGAGGUUAAUAAAAAAGAUGAACAACCAAUCUGCUCCUGAUAACGAAGAACAAGACAGUACAAGUCUAGAGAGAUCAUCUGAUCUCAACGAGGAGUCAAAAGAAACAUCUGAGAACAGCGAGAUCACAACAACAACAACAACUACAUCGGAAGAGAAAACAACUGACAUGAAGAAACCAGACAAGAUUCUUCCAUGCCCGAGAUGCAACAGCUCAGACACCAAAUUCUGUUACUACAACAACUACAACGUUAGCCAGCCACGUCACUUCUGUAGAAACUGCCAGAGGUACUGGACUUCCGGUGGAACCAUGAGGACCGUCCCAGUUGGUUCAGGCCGUCGUAAGAACAAGGGAUGGGUUUCUACAGACCAUUACAUGCACAUCAAGUCCGAGAAUACUAACAGUUACAAUAGCUCCUCGGCGAAAAUUCUUAGCUUCGAGUCUUCGGGGGAAGAGUCUUUGGUUACAGAGAAUGGUAAGCAUCAAUCAAGCGACUCUGUUUCAAAAGAUUUCAACAACUUCCAAAGAUUUCUUCCUCCGCAAGUAACAUCCUCUGUUUCGCCUCCUUGGCCUUACCAAUACCCUCCUAACCCUACCUUCUACCACAUCCCUGUCUACUGGGGAUACUCGGUACCGUUUUGGUCUAGUCUAGACCCUUCCACGUGUCUAGGGAAAAGGACAAGAGACGAAGCUUCACAUGAAAGUGUUAGAGAGGACAGAGACACUUUUGUAAGAGCAAGAUUGGAUUCACAGUCUCCAUGUACUACCGAUGAAGCAAACGUAGCUACGAAAAAUCGUGUGUGGUGUCCAGUACCGAUGAAACGGGAGAAGACACAUCAGUUCAGCUUAGUCGUGAAUGGGUCUGAAACAAAGAGCAGCAGCAAUAGAUUCGUUCCUGAAACGUAUCUAAACCUGCAAGCAAACCCUGCAGCCAUGUCAAGAUCUAUGAACUUCAGGGAGAGCGUGUAA